Molecule: messenger RNA, 1104 nt
Organism: Lycium barbarum (goji berry)
Lineage: Eukaryota; Viridiplantae; Streptophyta; Magnoliopsida; Solanales; Solanaceae
Product: OVARIAN TUMOR DOMAIN-containing deubiquitinating enzyme 2
Exons: 10
Coding region: 202-828 (208 amino acids)
Biological process (GO): endoplasmic reticulum unfolded protein response; protein deubiquitination
Cellular component (GO): cytosol; nucleus
Molecular function (GO): cysteine-type deubiquitinase activity
Source: RefSeq, a predicted model, not a curated record
ACCAACUACAAAAUACUCCUAUUACACUUUGUUUUUUUAAUUUCUUAUUUCUUCUCUUAUAAUAAACUUUCUCAGAUUCAUAACUUGUCUCUCCAUUUUCAAUUGUCGUCAAGUUAAAGCAAUUUCCAUUUUUUUUUUUGGAUAAUAUCUCGUCUAAUUUAGCUGGAUUUUUUGUUGCCAAAUAAAGGUGCAUAGUUGAAGAUGGAAGGUUCCAUAGUUCGAAGGGUUAUUCCUUCUGAUAACAGUUGCCUUUUCAAUGCUGUUGGUUAUGUGAUGGAUCGUGACAGAAACAAAGCCUCUGAGCUAAGACAGGUUAUAGCUGCAACAGUGGCCAGUGAUCCAGCAAAAUAUUCUGACGCCUUUCUUGGGAAGUCCAACAAAGAGUACUGUGAUUGGAUUCUUAACCCAGAGAAAUGGGGAGGUGCCAUAGAGCUUUCAAUAUUGGCUGACUAUUACGGACGAGAAAUUGCAGCCUAUGAUAUCCAAACAACACGCUGUGAUCUGUAUGGACAGGGAAAGAACUAUCAGGAAAGAGUAAUGCUGAUUUAUGAUGGACUUCAUUAUGAUGCUUUGGCUAUGUCCCCUGCUGAAGGAGCUCCGGAGGAAUUUGAUCAGACAAUUUUUACUGUACAGAGAGAUGGGACUGUAGGACCGGCUGAGAGGCUUGCUCUUAAUCUGGUUAAGGACCAACAAAGGAAGAGGAGCUACACUGACACGGCCAACUUCACGUUGCGAUGUGGAGUUUGCCAAAUUGGGGUCAUUGGCCAAAAGGAAGCUGUAGAGCAUGCACAAGCAACUGGACAUGUGAACUUCCAGGAAUUCAAAUAAAGGAAACCCAAAUAAGGAAACAAGAAACCACACAAAACAUAUUCGAUUAUUUCUUUGUACAAGUGGAAACCAAUUUCAUAUAUAAUACGAAGGUGUGGUCUCUAUGCAGUGUUGUGCUAUAGAAAAUUGUAUCCCAUUUUAGACAGAGACGAAGAGAAUUAGGGAUAGCAGAGGGUGUAUUGAUGGAAGAAAUAAAGCUUUGCCAUGCAUUCUUGUAGAAGUAUUUGUAACAGAACUAUGUCAUCCUAAUGUGUCAUUUGGCUUUGUAUUACUGUA